AUGUCUGCCGAACUUGCUGUUGUUUAUGCUGCCCUCAUCCUUGAGGAUGAUAACGUUGAAAUCACCGCCGAUAAGCUCCAAACCCUUGUUGCUGCUGCCGGUAUUGAGGUUGAGCCUAUCUGGUUCUCCCUCUACGCCAAGGCUCUCGCUGGUCAAGACCUCAAGGCCCUUCUCAUGAACGUUGGUGCCCCUGGUUCCGGUCCCGCUGCCUCUUCUGGUGCUGCUGCCGCCUCUUCCGAUGCCCCCGCUGAGGAGGAGAAGGUCGAGGAGAAGGAAGAGUCUGACGAUGAUAUGGGUUUCGGUCUCUUUGAUUAAAUUCAAUUCAGAUCAACAGAUUAUUUAAAUUAAUAAAUUUUUAUUUUGAAUCCUUAC
Messenger RNA from Mucor mucedo, 372 nucleotides. RefSeq names its product 60S acidic ribosomal protein P1. Gene Ontology annotation, molecular function: ribonucleoprotein complex binding; structural constituent of ribosome; protein kinase activator activity. Lineage: Eukaryota; Fungi; Mucoromycota; Mucoromycetes; Mucorales; Mucoraceae. Gene Ontology annotation, biological process: cytoplasmic translation; translational elongation. Gene Ontology annotation, cellular component: ribosome; cytosolic large ribosomal subunit. Bases 1 to 315 code for a protein of 104 amino acids. The transcript has 3 exons. The record is from RefSeq and is a predicted model, not a curated record.